Messenger RNA from Prunus persica (peach), 2074 nucleotides. RefSeq names its product CDP-diacylglycerol--glycerol-3-phosphate 3-phosphatidyltransferase 2. The record is from RefSeq and is a predicted model, not a curated record. Gene Ontology annotation, biological process: glycerophospholipid biosynthetic process. The transcript is spliced from 7 exons. Gene Ontology annotation, cellular component: membrane; chloroplast envelope. Gene Ontology annotation, molecular function: CDP-diacylglycerol-glycerol-3-phosphate 3-phosphatidyltransferase activity. NCBI's taxonomy places the organism in Eukaryota, Viridiplantae, Streptophyta, Magnoliopsida, Rosales, Rosaceae. The coding region runs from base 401 to 1531 and encodes 376 amino acids.
AUUCGUCAAAGUAACCCAACAAAAAGCAUCCACAUCUUUUUGCUUUGGCUCAGAGAAAAAUGAAAAUUCCAAAGGUUCUCUUUUUCUUCAUUUUUCCUGAGAAAACAAAGUACAAGGAUUGAAAGAUUGGCACCAGACCGAACAAAACUUCUGCUGAAACAGAGGGAGAAAUCAGAAACAGAGAGGCCUAACUAAACUAUAUAAAGUUAUAAACCAAGCUCACAGCAAAAACAAGAAAGAAAAGAAGAAAGAGCUUUUAGCAAAAGUCGGUUUGUAGAUAGAAUUUGUAACUGUUUCCCCUGAGAGCCGUGCUGAAACGAAAAGCACUAAAGCCCACGUUGUAGAUUUUGUGGUAGUAGAAGUUGUGUGUAGGUGUGUGUAGGUAGGAAGCGAGCCAGCCAUGUCAGCCCUGGUGCUCAAAAUGACCACAGCAGCCUCGUCUAUAUACCCCAAGAAGAAGCCCUACCACCAAAAGCUCUCCAAUUGGGUUUGGGUCUCCCCACAACGCCCUACCUCUUCCACCACCACCACUCCCUCUCCCUCUUCCCCUCCAGCCCUAAAUACCCCCAUUCAGGCAUUUACGCAAACACAUAAUAAAUACGGGUGCAGGAUAACCCCAUGCGCACCCCUAGCGCACCCCAACCACCCUCACCCUCCUCACAUUCUUCUUCAAAACCUAGGGCCCAGAUUUCUUAAAUGCCUCUCCGUCUCCUCUCGCAGCAGCAGCAGCUCUAGUGGGGGUUUCUCCGAGGACAAAGGAGAGUCUUCUGGGUCUGGGUCUGGCUCUGAGCCUGGCCCUGCCGCUGGUCUUAUGGCCGAUAUGGGUUCGGACAAUAAAGGCACUGAUUGGUACGAGAGCCAAUUGUACCAAAACCACGACGAAUUGUUAUCUCCUCUGAAACAGCGCCAACAACAACAACAACAGCAUUCUUCCUCCAAAUUGCUCACCUUGCCCACCAUUCUAACGCUCGGCCGCGUUGCCUCUGUGCCGAUUCUCAUUAGCACUUUCUACGUGGAUAGUCGGUGGGGAACAACUGCUACAACAAGUAUUUUCAUUGCUGCAGCAAUUACUGAUUGGCUUGAUGGGUACAUUGCUCGAAAGAUGAGGUUGGGAUCUGCUUUUGGUGCUUUUUUGGAUCCCGUAGCUGACAAGCUCAUGGUUGCAGCCACACUGGUUUUGUUGUGUUCCAGGCCUUUGGAUGUUGCUAUGUUUGGGCAAGUUCCAUGGUUGCUGGUUGUUCCUUCAAUUGCCAUAAUCGGUAGAGAGAUAACCAUGUCUGCAGUUAGAGAAUGGGCUGCUUCUCAGAACAGUAAGCUUUUAGAGGCUGUUGCUGUAAAUAACUUGGGAAAGUGGAAAACAGCCACACAGAUGAUCGCGCUAACUGUCCUCUUGGCCACCCGAGACAGCAGUCUUGGAAGACCAGAGGCUCUAGUAGCUUCGGGUGUUGCUUUGCUUUAUAUUUCAGCAGGGCUUGCUGUAUGGUCUUUAGUUGUGUAUAUGAGCAAGAUAUGGAAAGUACUGCUGAAGUAGUGUGUGUGCUGUUGCUCUGUGUCUACGGAUAUACAUACUUCUCAACUGAGCAAUCAUCUCAAAUGCGAAGAAGUACUUGUUAGUGCUCUGUACAUGAACCCCGUAAUGAGCCAUUGGAGCAUCCUGCUGAUAGUCGAUGGAGGGGAUAACCGCUAUUGCUAAAGUUUCUGCAGUAUUAAGUAAAUUGCACUUUCAUAUUUUGGGCGGGGUAGUAUCAUUUUGUUUGAUUGCUCCCCUCGGCGACUUUAUAUUCUCACAGCUGUCAGGUUCAUCUGACUUUUCAGGAUAAUAGAGAUGUUGAAACAAAAUUUCCUCUUUACAUCACAUUUUGGUUAUUCAAUUUUUUGUUCUUUGAAAAAAAUAUGUACACUGAUUUGGAAGAUGAUGGUUCUUUGAAGCCGAGAUGAUGUUGGAGGAUGUGGCAUUAAUUAAUUUAGUUGCUGCUGCAGUUUGGCGCUGGAGAUGGCUUAUGUUUGUUGAUUCUAGAAAGUGUAAACAAAAAUAAUCUACGGCUAAAGAAAGUAGCUUUCUGAGUUCCCCUUA